UUCGGUGAAUUAGUAACAAUAUUUAAAACAUUUAUUCAGUCUAAUCAUUAGUUCAUUUUAUUAUUAAUUAGGUUCAUGGAGUGCUUGUUGCAUAUUGCAUACCGACUAGACGUAACCUGUUGGCAGGCAAAGCAACCCCAUGAAAAGGAAAGCGUUGCGAAGCGCAAAAAAUACAUCCAAGAAGAAUUCAAAACUCGAACUGGCCUCAUAAUUGAUGUCCCUAAGCAAGGUUCCGGUACGUCAAAUGACGGGAACACUGCCAGAAGAUUUUUCCAGGAUCCAGCACUUUCAGCAUCAAUUACGGGAUUGAAUGUAAAACUGGUUGAAAAAUUUGCGAAUAUUUUGUCAGUGAUUGCAUCGGGGUUUGAAGUAAACACCGAAAUGUUUCAAACAUAUUGCAUUGAAACGGCUCGGCAAUAUGUGAAACUGUACGGCUGGUACAAAAUGCCAUCAAGCGUUCACCGUGUGCUGAUUCAUGGCGCAGACAUAAUAAAGGCCGCGAUCGUUCCAGUCGGAAGUCUAUCUGAAGAACCACAAGAAUGCCGCAACAAGGACAUCAAAAAUUAUCGAGAACACCGAGCAAGAAAGUGUUCACGUGUAGCUACAAAUCAAGACGUAUUUAACCGGCUGAUGGUGUCUUCAGAUCCAAUGAUUUCGUCUAUGUACAAAGCCCCGAAAAGGAAAAGCACUCCAUUCAGAGCAGAGGCAUUGAAAUUUUUGAAAGAACCGAAUGUUACAUUGAAUGAGGAACAUUAUUCAUCAGACAAUGAAGAUUGCGAGGAAAAUGAUGAGCUGUUAUCAUAG
Messenger RNA from Armigeres subalbatus, 804 nucleotides. RefSeq lists its product as uncharacterized. NCBI's taxonomy places the organism in Eukaryota, Metazoa, Arthropoda, Insecta, Diptera, Culicidae. The record is from RefSeq and is a predicted model, not a curated record. The transcript has 2 exons. The coding region runs from base 76 to 804 and encodes 242 amino acids.